Molecule: messenger RNA, 948 nt
Organism: Adineta steineri
Lineage: Eukaryota; Metazoa; Rotifera; Eurotatoria; Adinetida; Adinetidae
Source: the annotation of a GenBank genome assembly
AUGUUUACAAUUAUACCAUCACUUUAUCUUGUUGCUGUCCAUUAUUUUCGACAAUGGAAUGCACCUUAUUAUUAUGAAGAAAAUAAUGAAGAAGAAAAGAAGACAUUUGAUAAUGAUACUAUUAAUGAAAAUAAUUUAAUGAAAACAUCAAACAACAUACAAUCAAUAGAAUCGAUACCCAUAUGUGAUAAUAAUCUUCUUCUUCAACAUGAUAAGGAAUUAUUGAUAACUAAGAAACGAUCUUCUCGUUCAAGCAUUGGUGAAAUAAAUGGAUACAUACCAAAAGUCAAUAAUGACGAGGAUAAUCAACUACACAAAGUCAAAUUACGUAUAAAAAAACCUAUUCGAUCCUCGUCAUUGUUAAAUGCCGAACGGCAAAAGACCUAUACAAAUGCCCUUAGUGAAGAUGAUAUUAUGCAUUUAGUGAACGAGACAGGAUUUACUCGAGAACAAAUAUUAUUAUGGCAUAGCGAUUUUCUUCGUGAUUGUCCAGAUGGAAGACUUUCUAAAUUGAAAUUUAUUGAUAUUUAUAAACAAUUUUAUAAGAAAGGUCAAGUGGCAAAAUUUUGCGAACAUGCCUUUCGUGUAUUUGAUAAAGAUGGUUCUGGUUAUAUUGAUUUUGUUGAAUUUCUUAUUGCUGUUAGUAUGACAUCAACGAAAGAUCCUGUACGAAAAACUGAAUUAUUCUUUUCUAUGUAUGAUAUUGAUCAGAAUGGUCUCAUUGAUGAAAAUGAAAUGCGAUGCGUCGUUGAGUCAAUCUAUGAAUUAAUGGGUCUCGAUGUAACGGAUUCGACAAGAAUUGAUAUGAAAGUUCAAGAAAUAUUUGCUAAAGCUGAAUGUGAUCAAUCGGGAUACUUAACAAAAGAUCAAUUUGCAUUGGCUUGUAAAAACGACCGACACAUUCGUAAACUUUUAGUACCGAAUACUAAAGCACCAAAUAAUCGGUGA